This is a messenger RNA of Vairimorpha ceranae, 249 nucleotides long. RefSeq names its product u6 snrna associated sm-like protein. The record is from RefSeq and is a predicted model, not a curated record. Lineage: Eukaryota; Fungi; Microsporidia; Nosematidae. The transcript has a single exon. The coding region runs from base 1 to 249 and encodes 82 amino acids.
AUGUAUCCCCUGACACUUGUGAGAUUAAGUAAGAAUAAGUUUAUAAACUUUGAACUAAAAAAUGGAUCUAAAGGAAGAGGAUUUCUUAAGAAGUGUGAUUUACUUAUGAAUUUACAUGUUAUUAAUAUGAAUAUUGAAGAUAACGAAGGCCAAGGAAUAUUUUUUAAAGAAUGUUUUGUUCGAGGAACUAGCAUAAAAACAGUAACUGUAGAUCCUUCUUUGCUCCAUUUAAAUAAUGAAGAACAAUAA